Beta vulgaris subsp. vulgaris (sugar beet) is the source of this 1648-nucleotide messenger RNA. Its product is annotated as protein PNS1. Gene Ontology annotation, biological process: transmembrane transport. Gene Ontology annotation, molecular function: transmembrane transporter activity. The record is from RefSeq and is a predicted model, not a curated record. The coding region runs from base 105 to 1478 and encodes 457 amino acids. Gene Ontology annotation, cellular component: membrane. The transcript is spliced from 2 exons. Lineage: Eukaryota; Viridiplantae; Streptophyta; Magnoliopsida; Caryophyllales; Amaranthaceae.
UCAUCCUUAAACUUUUGCUGAUAUUAAGGCGCAAGAAAGUAAGAAAAAUUCCUAAGAAAAUAAAUUCAUCUUCUUUAGAAUAUCAAAAAAUAUUAAUCUCACACAUGGCAAGAGUCAUGAGUUCUUCAGUUACUCAAGCUAACAAUGAAGUUGAUCAUCAUCACUUUGAUCACAAGAAUCCCACCACCCAAGAAGUGGAAGAACCAAGAAUUCCAAUGAACAAGCCAAAACUCACUGGAAAGUUUAUGGGAAUUGUUUUUUAUCUUCAACUGUUGAUGGUUUCAGUUCUUGCAGUCAUCCUCAUCAUAAGAGGCUUCCUUUCUUCUCAUGCUCGUCGCCAUUUUCGCCCGUUGGAUUGGUAUCCGCCGGUACUUAUGUCUGUUGGAUUGUCUGGAAUCACUGGAUUAGUAUGGCAAACAUUAAGUCGAUACCAUCCAUCAGGAGCCAUCAAGUUAGCAUUUUGGUUCAGCCCUUUGCUAACCUGUGGCAUGGGUGUUCUUUUGAUCUCCAUUGGCUCAGGAACAGGCUUAGCUUUCGGAGUUUUAUCGAUUCUAGUAGCUGUGAUUCAGUCGUUGUAUGCUUGUUGGGCGAACCCUCGGUUUGAUCAUGCUGUUUCUGUGCUGUCUGUCUGCACUGCAGUCCCUCCUCUGAAGAUGAUCAUACUAAACACACUGUCUGUAGUUAUAACAGUAGUGUACUCUUCUGUUUUACUGGCGGGAAUUGGUGGUGCCACAGCUACUGGGACACACUAUGAUAAGAUUUUCAUCGCGGUCAUCCUCCUGAGCAUGAUCUGGACACUGCAAGUGAUCAAGAAUUUCCUGCAGGUGGCAGUCUCGCGUGUCAGGUAUAUGAACUUCGCGUGUGGAGAUUUGUCAACAGACGCGUGCACAUCCCUUAAAGAGGUCGUGGGUCCCACAAUGGGGACUGUAUGCUUCGGGUCAGUCCUGGUCCCGAUGGUCACUUUCGUGCGAGGUUCUGCAAGGGCAGUCAGCCUUAUAGCGGGGGACUCUGACGAAUUCCUGUUUUCUUGUGCUGAUUGUUACUCAGGGAUUGCCUCGAGACUUGUGACAUGUGGCAAUCAAUGGGGGUUUGUCCACGUUGGAGUGUACGGUAAAGGGAUCAUCCAAUCAUCAGCUGACACAUGGGAGAUGUUCAGAAGAGCAGAGAUGGAAGAACUUAUUGACUGUGAUUUAACUAGUUCAUUCUGUUUCUUCUGUGGAGUUGCAGGAGGUGCUCUGAGUGCACUUGCAGGAGGGUGUUGGACAAUUGUGGUGCAUAAAGAAUAUGCAACUCAGAUUUUGGUUUAUGGUUUUUUGGUUGGUUAUUGUCUUAGUCGUGUUGCUAUGGCUUGGCUACAAUCAUGUGUUUCGGCUUACCAUGUGGCCUUCGCCGAGAACCCUCAAAGUGCUCGUUUCGAUGCAACUAUCCCAGUUAGGUUACAGGAGCUUCAUAAAAACCGUGCCAGUGAAACAGCAUGACAGUUCUAACAGGUAAACUUCAGUGCAGAUUGCAGACUGGUUAUAUGUAGAGUAGGUUAGUACACCAUUUGUACAUAGUAUUUUCAUCAGAAUCUGGAUAACAGAAUGAAAUUUUUUCUUGUACAUAAUUGUAAACGGGAAAUUAGUAUAAGUGUAUAACCAUUCUUGUA